AUGUCAGAAAUCAAGGUUGGCAUAAUUGGAGGAUCUGGUCUCAAUGAUCCCAUAUUUCUGGAGAAUAAGCACGAAAAACUUGUGGUUACUCCAUUUGGAAAGCCAUCAGGUGCAAUUGUGCUGGGAACUAUCAAAGGUGUGGACUGCAUUUUUCUACCCAGACAUGGAAGAGAUCACAAUAUAGCAGCAUCAAAUGUGAAUUACAGAGCAAAUAUCUGGGCUCUGAAAGAAGAAGGCUGCACUCACAUUAUUGCUACUACAGCUUGUCGAUCCCUGCAAGGAUAUAUCCACCCAGGGGAAAUUGUUCUUAUUGAUGACUUUCUGGACAGCACCACAGCAAGACAGCAGUCAUUUUAUGAUGGCACAUCAAAUGAAUUCCAGGGGAUCUGUCAUGUGCCAAUGAAUGAGCCAUUUUGCCCUCAGAUGAGAGCGAUUCUGUCAUCCAGCAUUAAGUCUUUAGGCUAUCAGUUGCAUGAAAGAGGAACAGUGAUCACAUUUGAAGGUCCCAGGGGAUCAACAUGGGCUGAGAGCAGGUUGUGGAGGGAGUGGCGGGCUGACAUUAUCAACAUGAGCACCGUGCCUGAGGUUGUGUUAGCCAAAGAAGUAGGUCUGCUGUAUGCCUCCCUGGGUCUUGUCACAGAGUACGACACAUGGAGAGAUGACUAUGAAGCUAUUCAGACUGAAUUGGGCCUACAGACAUUUGAAGAUGUUACUGAGAAAGCUAGUAAAGUUAUCUCAAAUGCUGUUCCCAAAUUUGCAGAGAAAGACUGGAACAAGGAAAUAGACAAAAGUAAAGAGAUUGCUAGCUGCUCAGUAAUGAAAUAA
Candidula unifasciata is the source of this 825-nucleotide messenger RNA. NCBI's taxonomy places the organism in Eukaryota, Metazoa, Mollusca, Gastropoda, Stylommatophora, Geomitridae. The record is from the annotation of a GenBank genome assembly.